This is a messenger RNA of Vitrella brassicaformis, 3848 nucleotides long. NCBI's taxonomy places the organism in Eukaryota, Vitrellaceae. The record is from the annotation of a GenBank genome assembly.
CAAGCAUCCAACCGACUACCCACGAAACAAAAUCGAUCGCCGAUUUCUCCAGCCCCCAGUCGUCACACCUCCUUGACGGAGACCUUGCCAGUGUGUGUGCCGGUGUGUGCGUGUGUUGGGGGAGUGGUGGAGUCGCUGUCGGUCUCCUUGUUGACGGGCACUGGCUGCUCCAGCUGCUCCCUGAGCUGGAAUAUCACCGACGGCCAGAUCGACAUGGCGAAGAAGUCGCCGAUGAGAUCGCCCUCGAUGCCGUAGAUACUGCGCACCUUGCACCGCAGCAACGCACCUGAGACAUGCACACACAUAAACAACCAACAAUAUGAACAUCUCUCGCCGUGUGUGUGUGUGUGUGUUCUGUUGGUCUGUCUCGCGUACCCAUGACGGCGAACACAGUGAGGCACGCCCAGGCCACACAGUGCAGAUUGUGCACUGGCGCAUCAACCGCCCUGGUGAUGGCCUGGAUGAUCAGCAGCGCCCAUGCGCCGUAGAAGAAGACUCCCAUCAUCAGGGCGGUUGUCCAGCCGCCCUUGCCCUUGCCGUGGGCCUUGCGUGCGACGGGGCCGAAGCCCAGCGACGGGCAGACGAGGUACAGCAGGUGUGCCGGGACGGCCGCAAAGUCGGGGCGGUGGAACAUCUGAUGGUGUCAGGUCAUGUGCAGACAGGGAGAGGGAGGGUGGGUGUUGGGGUGGGUUGGGGUGUGCGCUGUCCGAUGGAUUACCUACCUGGAUGAGGGGCAGCUUCCACUGCUCCCAUCCAUAGUGCUUGAGGACGCCCUUCUCCUUGGCCACAUACUUGUAGAGCGACAUCAUCAUGUAGCACAUGACCACCGUGUAUAUCAACCUGACAGACCGAUCUCAGCCACACACACACAUAAGCUUAGCGCGCCUCCCUCCCUCCCUCCCUCCCUCAUUGACCCACCCAGUAAUGAUCGAUGCUGUCUGCAGGGAUUUGAGAGCAUGGUCGCCGCCCGACAUGAGCAGCGCCGUGGCCGUGGCGCCCUCAGUGAAGGCCCAGAACACACGAGUGACGAUCGUCGGCUCCUGCGUCCCGUUGUCUGCCAGAGAAUCAACCACAAGCGACCCUGCAACACACACACGAAGGCCGCAUAUCGUCGAUGGAUGGUGUCUGUGUGUGAUUGUGAUUGUACAGUAUUGCGUACGUACCCGAGUCCGACGACGUGACAAAGUAGAGAGUGAUGCCGAUGAGCGAGAGGAAAGUGAGAAGCGGCCCGAUGCCCUCGUACUGGUCCAUCAGGUCAAACCACAUGUCAUUGGUCCCGCGGCACGACAACCGCAGCUUCUGACCUGGGUCCGGCACCUUCACACACACGACACAAACGCAGUAAGUGGCCUUUCACCCCAUCCAUCCGUCCGUCCAUCUGUUCGGCCGCGCACGCACACACGCACCUUGAGGUCUUUCAUGGAAUCGCACGUGAUGCCUUCUAGGGCCGCCUCGCGCUCGACCCGCAGCGCGCUGCCGCCGAAGAUGGUGAGCCAGAGGAAGGUGUAGACACAGGGGGCCGUCAUGACGCCCAUGAUGAACUGGCGGAUGGUGCGGCCGCGGGAGAUCUUGGCGAUGAAGAUGCCGCAGAAGGGCGCCCAGGAGAUCCACCAGCCCCAGUAGAAAAUCGUCCUGAUUGAUCGCACACACCGACACAGACAGGUCGAAACUGUGUGUUCACAUGUGGAUGAAUGAAUGUGUGUGUACCACUCGUCCAUCCAUCCCGCGGGAGCGCCUGUGGCGUCGGGCGAUCCACCGCCGUUGAGUUGCUCGAAGGCGUCCGUCCCUGCAAUGCAGUACAGUGGAUAGACACACGUAGACGAAGGAAUGGAUUGAUGGAUGGAUGGAUGUGUGUGUAUGUGCAGGUAGGUGGUAAGGCACAUGACGUACACGUCUGCAGUUUGAGGAUCCACUGGAAGUAAACACCGAGGUUUUGCGUGUAGAGGUUCAGCAGAUACCUGACAAGAGGACACACACAGACAGUGCAGCACAGACCCCGCCACACUGAGACGUCCCCAUCAGUGGCUGCUCGCCUUUGAUUGACUCACCAUGUGUCGUCAGCGAAGAUGGUCAGCAGCAUCAGGACGUUGCCCACCAUGAAGCAGAUCUCACUCAGUAUCUUCACCCCGACCUUCAGCCCUGAACAACACAUGAACGACGGGCAGCCAGCCAUACACAAACACAUAUCCAUGCGCUCAGCCGCUCGGUGACUGACACGUUCCCUCCAAUGCUCACCGCUGACGACCGACAGUGUGGCGAUGGCGGUGAUGACCCAGAUGAGCAGCACCUGAGAGUUCUCGCUCACCUCAAAACCCGGGAAAUACCUUCACAAACAGCCAGAACCACAUCACAUACCACGUGACAAUUACACGUCCAAGCCCAUCGUCCUCCCACACACUCACCUGUUUAGGCCUGCGUUGAGUUGCAUCGCCCCAAGGCCCAAAGACGUGCACACGCCGGCCACCGUGGCGACGAUCGAGAUGACAUCGAUGACGUCGCCCAGUGGCCCGAACACACGGUCGCCGAGCAGUGGGUAGAAUGUGCUCUUCAUGUUCAUAGGAAGGUUGGAUCGGUAACACAAAAGGCCCAGCAGCAUGCCAAGAAUCGCAUACACCACCCAGGCGUGGAAGCCCCAGUGGAAAUACGUUAUCAGCAUGCUCCUGCCAGACGGGAAACCAGGCCAGGACGUCAGGAGGAGGAAGGAUUGUGCCCCCAUAUCUCUGUCUGUCUGCCUGAUCCGCUCCCGCACGUACGUACCACUGUGCGCGUUCGUUGUCUUCCAUCUCGGACCACCGCGCCCCGUGGCACUCGCCCGUGCCAGGGACCGGGCUCCCGUCCUCGUUAAACCGGCGAGCACCGGCGAAGGGACUGCCAUAGCACGGCUCAUAGUGCCAUAUUGGCUGAACCGAUCGACACCAACAAACACGUGUGAGAAUGAACAUAUGAGCACCGUGCGCCAGCGUGGCCGUCAUGUAUCCCCGAUCCUCCCCACUAACUUACCUCAGCCACACCGAAGUAGAACAAACCGAUACCAACGCCGCACGCAAACAGCAUGGCAAACCAGGAGCCUGAUGAUGUCCAUGCAUGUCUCUCAACUCAAUGCCCUGGUCCACCCACCCUUCCACCCACCGAGUGAGAAUUCGGGAUCUUCGUCAUCCUUGCCCAUCUUAAUGUCGCCAUACUUGGACAAAUACAGCCACAGCAGAAACACCGUCCACCUGGUUGGUUGAUGCAGACAGACAGACAGACGACCUCAAGGAAUCACAGCCGACGAAGAGGCUAUUCCCUUGCCUUCCCUCCCGUGUCCACUUCGCUCACACUGCCUGGGUGCCCAUAUACAGCCACGUCCAGGUGCUGGUGAUCCACAGCUUGGCCGACUCGAGGUGGAUACGUGCGCAGGUCUCCGAGUCAGGGUCCUGGCAGGUGAUCAUGGCCCACGCGACGAACCCCCAGAGGAGGAUGCACGCGGCUAUCGUGAUGACGGGAUUGCAGCGGAUCUUCAAGAAGCCGAUACCAAACGGGGUCACCUCGAACGAAAACAUCUUCGACGACCAGUCCACCUCACCAUUCUCGGACGCCUGGCACCAGAAAGACACAGUCACACUCGAUGACGCAUGCGAGAUGUCUCUCGUGUCGCUCGGCGUUCCUCGUCUGUCGUCACGACGCUCACCUCGGACGGGAGGAUGUCGACCUCGUGGUUGCCCGGGGAAAAGCCCAGCAUCCCCUGGCUGCUCUUCUCGGAUUGAUGAUGCGCCAUGGCGCAGAUCUUGACCACCGGGCAGCACUCGAGUCACUCUCUCACACUCACAGCGCCGCGGACGCGAGAAAAACCUGAUGUUGAGAUCCUC